AUGGAGUUGGCCAUUAUUAUCACUCUAUUCGACUUCUCCAGAAACGAAACGAACAAACGACUAUGCAAUCUCGACCGCGUGUCGACCUAUGCUUCACCGGUGCACGAAGUCGUCGUGGCGGACAACGGACCGAACAAGUGCGAGAGGCGGAGGCAUGACGACACGCAAGACAACGGUUGUAUUGCGCAGGCGAGACUAGAGCGAGAGACAUAUGAGGCCAAGAGACCAAGAGACCAAGAGACCAUGAGGCCAAGAGACCAAGAGGCCAAGAGACCAAGAGGCCAAGAGACCCAAAGGGGGACCCUUUUUGAGAUGCGCAAGACGCAAGACAAUAUAUCCUAG
Messenger RNA from Sodiomyces alkalinus F11, 342 nucleotides. RefSeq lists its product as hypothetical. Bases 1 to 342 code for a protein of 113 amino acids. The transcript is spliced from 4 exons. The record is from RefSeq and is a predicted model, not a curated record. Lineage: Eukaryota; Fungi; Ascomycota; Sordariomycetes; Glomerellales; Plectosphaerellaceae.